Prosopis cineraria is the source of this 2200-nucleotide messenger RNA. RefSeq names its product zinc finger CCCH domain-containing protein 48-like. NCBI's taxonomy places the organism in Eukaryota, Viridiplantae, Streptophyta, Magnoliopsida, Fabales, Fabaceae. Gene Ontology annotation, molecular function: protein binding; metal ion binding. The transcript has 9 exons. The coding region runs from base 418 to 1704 and encodes 428 amino acids. The record is from RefSeq and is a predicted model, not a curated record.
GCCUUCGAUCAGAUGAAUAAUUUGCUUCUUAAUAUUAUCCUUCCCUCCUCUACCAUCUGACUACUGUUCCUCCCCAUUCCGAUCGAGCAGAAAAUUAGGGUUUCUGCUUCAAUUCUUUUAACCCUAAUCUGGAAAAGGGUCUAACGGUUUUCGACAAGUUUUGCACUUGAUGAUUGCACUUUACACUCCCAGUUUAAAUUUUCACCCAAUCUCGACCUCUCUCGCAUGGUUGAUUUGGGAUUCCACCUUGCGGAGCCCACGGUCUAUUCUUUCCAAUCUCGUUUUUUGAGCUAUAGCAAGGUUUAGAUUCUUUCAGAUUUCAUCAUCCAGUUCAGAAGAGGAACAAUCAGUAUCGUCGGGAACAUUUCUUUCUUUGUUUUUUCUUCUUUGAUAACUCGUCGGGAACAUUUCUAAGUUAUGGAUGUGGAUGGUAGUCAUAAGCGCGUCUUUCAGCGUCUCCGCGGGCCUCCGGCUGAUGCCAAGCACCAGAAAGUGUGUUAUCAUUGGCAGGCAGGCAGGUGCAAUCGGUAUCCGUGCCCUUUUCUACACAGUGAAUUACCUCCUCCGAAUGCCAAUGGGACGUCUUCGAAAAGGUCCCAUGGCUCCGCUGAUGAUUCAGGGUUCUCAGGUCCACGGAGGAAUCCGAAUUUUAGUGGAUCAUCAACGUGGGGUGGGGUUCAUGGUGGUAAUAAAUUAAUUAGGAAGACUGAAAAACUUUGUACUUAUUGGAUUCAAGGGAAUUGUAGUUAUGGAGAAAGGUGUAAGUUCCUUCACUCUUGGAGUGUAGGGGAUGGUUUUUCCUUGCUAACGCAACUCGAAGGGCAUCAGAAGGUUGUCACCGGAAUAUCUCUGCCGUCUGGUUCAGAUAAGCUUUAUACUGGAAGCAAAGAUGAGACAGUCAGGCUUUGGGACUGCCAGUCUGGCCAGUGUUUGGCUGUGAUCACUCUUGGUUGUGAAGUGGGUUGUAUGAUCAGUGAAGGUCCUUGGCUUUUUGUUGGUGUACCUAAUUUUGUUAAGGCCUGGAACACUCAAACAUCAAGUGAACUAAGUCUGAGUGGCCCUGCUGGGCAAGUUUACACUUUGGCUGUGGGUAACAGUAUGCUUUUUGCUGGCACACAGGACGGGUCUAUAUUAGCAUGGAAGUUUAAUGCAGCCACUAACACCUUUGAGCCUGUUACAUCACUUAAGGGUCAUUCUGGUCCUGUUGUUUCAUUUGUUGUUGGAGCAAAUAGGCUAUACUCAGGUUCCAUGGACAAGACAAUAAGAGUCUGGAACCUCGAGACAUUGCAAUGUUUACAGACUUUAACAGGGCAUACAUCAGUUGUGAUGUCUGUUCUUUGCUGGGAUCAGUUUCUUUUAUCUGGUUCAUUAGACAACACAGUAAAGGUAUGGGUAGCUACAGAAAGUGGAAACUUGGAAGUGACUUAUACUCACAGUGAAGAAGCUGGUGUGCUUAAACUCUGUGGGAUGCAUGAUUCACAAGGCAAGCCCAUUUUGCUGUGCUCUUGCAACAAUAAUACUGUCUACCUCUAUGAUCUGCCAUCCUUUGCAGAGAGAGGCAAGAUUUUCACAAAGCAAGAGGUUCGAGCUAUCGAGGUUGGUCCCAGUGGCUUAUUCUUCACUGGUGAUGGAACAGGUCAAGUAAAAGUCUGGAAUUGGUUGCCGGAGCCAUCUUCUUCCCAUCCAAUAAAUGGCUCUUCGUAAUCAUGUAUUCCAUUCAUUUGUUCUCAUGACUACUACUAACUUUUAUUUACACCUUUAUUUUGCCAGCAUGAGUGAAUUUAGAGUGAGGAAAGAGGGUAGCUGUUGAUAUUGUGUAAUUUGAGUUUGCGUAGUAGGCAUAGGCAUACAUCGAAAACGCUUGAGUUUUGGCAGUGGUAGCAAGUAUCCAUGUCCUAAUCUGUAUCUUCUGAAGAGGAUGGGUCUUUCUUCUUGUCAACGCCUGUCUCGAUAUUUUAUAUAUAUAUAUAUAUAUAUAUAUAUAUAAUUCUACUUUUCUUGUCACUUGGAAGUAUUUCAGAGGAUAUGGUUUGGUCCUGUCCUUGGUGUGACUCUGAACUUCGGAGGGACGCCACAGUGAGUUUGUAACAUUACAUGAAUCAGAUUUGUAUUAUUACCCAUCAAGCCCCCUAGUCCCUGGUGCCCGGGGGGGAGCUUUAUGUUUUAAUGUUCAAUUAUUUUCAUCCUUUUUUUUUCCCAA